UCUGGGACUGCCCCUUUGUCAGUUGAGUUUCAAAAAUUUAGGAAUAAAAGAAAUAUCUAAGAAGUGAAUUAAAAUGAGUGGAGCUGUUGAGAAAAUUCAGAGGAUGAUUUCACAGUUAGAAGAAGAGAUUGUUCAUCACAAAUGUGAGGUUGGGAAGAGGGAGAAGGAGCUGUUGAUGGUGGAGAAAUCCAUUGCUCAGGUGAAGAUGCUGCAGGAGAAGGCGCUUCAUGUGAUUAAAUGUAAUGAAGUUAAAUUUCGAGAGUGUGAGGGACGAGUGGAGAUGAUGAAGGGGAAGUUUGGGAGAUUGGGGGUGACGGAGACUGAGGAUGUGCAGGGGAAUCUCACUGAUGAGCUGCUCCGGAAGAUUGAUUGAUUACCACUGAGCCAACGAAUUUGUCUACAUGGG
This is a messenger RNA of Diachasma alloeum, 406 nucleotides long. RefSeq lists its product as uncharacterized. The record is from RefSeq and is a predicted model, not a curated record. The transcript has 2 exons. NCBI's taxonomy places the organism in Eukaryota, Metazoa, Arthropoda, Insecta, Hymenoptera, Braconidae. Bases 74 to 373 code for a protein of 99 amino acids.